CUUUUAUGACCCGGAAGCUGACGCCAGACUUGAGCUUUUCCAUCGGUGGAGUAAAGAUGGCUGACCAAGGCGCCGCAGAUCCUGGUAACAACAACAAUAAUACGCCUGAAACCUCAGAGGGAACUAUUAUUAAGGUCACAGUGAAAACCCCUAAAGACAAGGAAGAAAUCGCCAUCGCUGAAGAUGCCUCUGUUACUCAGUUCAAAGAAGAGAUUUCGAGGCGGUUCAAAGCCAAACAGGACCAGUUGGUUCUGAUUUUUGCCGGGAAGAUCUUGAAAGAUGGCGACAGUCUCAGCCAGCACGGCAUCAAAGAUGGCCUUACAGUUCACUUAGUUAUAAAGACAGCACACAAGUCAGGAGAUGGCGGUAGCACCUCGGCCUCAGCCUCUAGCUCAGCCUCCACUCAGGCAGGCAACUCUUCUGCCUCGAGUCCGGGCACAAACCCCGCCCCCGCCCCCACAACGGGCUCCACUGGCUCCGCCCCGCCGCCCACCCAGACCCCCAACAUUCUGACUGGAUUCGGUGACCUGUCCAAUCUGGCUGGAAUGGGCAUGGGCUCGGCCAACUUCAUGGAGCUGCAGCAGCAGAUGCAGAGGCAGCUCAUGUCCAACCCGGAGAUGCUCUCCCAGAUCAUGGAGAACCCCCUGGUGCAGAACAUGAUGUCCAACCCCGACCUGAUGAGGCAGAUGAUCAUGGCCAACCCUCAGAUGCAGCAGCUGAUGGAACGCAACCCGGAGAUCUCCCACAUGCUCAACAACCCCGAGCUCAUGCGACAGACCAUGGAGCUGGCCAGGAACCCAGCCAUGAUGCAGGAAAUGAUGCGGAACCAGGACCGGGCUCUGAGCAACUUGGAGAGCAUCCCAGGAGGUUACAAUGCCUUGAGGAGGAUGUAUACAGACAUCCAGGAACCCAUGUUCAGCGCUGCCAGGGAACAGUUUGGGAGCAACCCAUUCUCGGCCCUCGGAGGAAACUCAGAGUCUGGUGUCCAGCCGUCACGGACAGAGAACAGAGAGCCCCUGCCCAACCCCUGGGGGCCUCCAAAUUCUUCGAACCCCUCUGAGAGUGGGGGGGGGACCACAGGGGGCCCCAGCACCACGGGGACCACCAACCCCACUGUGUCCAACCCUCUUGGAAUCAAUCCGGGCAAUCUGGGAAAUGGCAUGUUCAACAGUCCGGGAAUGCAGAGUCUACUCCAACAGAUCUCCGAAAACCCUCAGCUGAUGCAGAACAUGUUGUCUGCUCCUUACAUGCGCAGCAUGAUGCAGUCACUGUCUCAAAACCCGGAGUUAGCCUCCCAGGUUUUGAUGAAUAAUCCGUUGUUUGCUGGAAACCCACAGCUGCAGGAACAGUUCAGAGCUCAGCUGCCUGUCUUCCUGCAGCAGAUGCAGAACCCGGAGGCUCUGUCAGUCAUGACCAAUCCCAGGGCCAUGCAGGCUCUCAUGCAGAUCCAGCAGGGUCUGCAGACGCUGCAGACAGAAGCCCCCGGCCUCAUGCCCAGUUUGAUGACAGGUGGAAUUCCCGGCAUUCCCACCGGAGGGGGCAUGUCCACGGAGAACCCGGCCUCCUCGCCCAGCAGCGCCGGAAGCACCGCCACCCAGCAGCAGCUGAUGCAACAGAUGCUCCAGAUGUUCGCCGGAGGAGGAGGAGGAGGAGGAGGAGGAGGAACCGCCACGACCCAGACCCCGGAGGUCCGGUUCCAGUCCCAGCUGGACCAGCUUAACGCCAUGGGCUUCAUCAACCGCGAGGCCAACCUGCAGGCCCUAAUCGCCACCGGAGGAGACAUCAACGCCGCUAUCGAGAGACUGCUGGGCUCACAGCCCUCGUAAAGACACGCAGUACAUGUUUGACACACAGACACGCUCAUAAAUACAUAAGUAAUUCAUAAACACACCCACCAUCGACAGAACACCAAGAGAAAUUUAAGUGUAUUGUUCCAAACUUUGCAGAAGACACUUGGGCAAGAACUGCAAGACCCUUACUCUUCAUCUCCUCUCAGAUCAUUCCCCUCGUCCCCCUUUAUUUCUUUCUUUUUUUUUUUUUUUCGGCACCAUCCUACCAGGUCGUUCUCAGAAUUCUGCUGUUAAGUCGGACUGAACCACUCUCACCCCGAAGGGCUCUCUGGUGUAGAGAGAGCGAGCGAAAAACCCUGCCUGGGAGAGGAAUUGCCAACUGUUUUCUUCUUUCAUUAUUUCCUUCACAUAAGUUUGGAGUAGACUGUUGUAGGCAGACAUUUACACGACACAGAUUGAGCCUGAGUGGUGGGGUUGGCAGUUAGCUCUGUUUUAUAUGUGGCUACUGUGAGACGGUGUGGUAGUUUCCUGAAACACAGGCAGUCCGCACAGAUGUUCAGCCAUGUUCCUCCCUCUUUCCAAGUUCUCCAGUCUUCAUACACCGCUGUUUCUGCUGAACAGCCUCCACUAUUUAUUGCAAGCGGCUAAUAAUAUGACACCCUGCAUACUUCCCCCCCGAAGUUGUAAUCUGUCAUUCCACUUCAAAGUGCCCACCCACGAGUGCACGGUGUCUUUUUCCUCCUGAGGCACAGAUGCUGGUACUGCUGCCCUGCUCUGCCCAACGAGAGCAAACUGGCAGCAAACCGCAGCCCCACUCAGUGGGUUAAUUAGACCCCCCCCCACUCCCCACCCCCCCCAAACGUCUCACAUCUUCAUACAGGAUUUAAACCAUAACUGAGUUUCACAUUGCAGCAACCCCGAAGCAGAGGUUGCUGCUAGUAUGAGUAUGAAUGAUACAAAACAAGCUUUCCUUUCAUUUUAAUCAGAUUAUUUGUUGUUGUUUUUUUCCUUUUUUUUUUUCUUUUGAGGUGCAUUUAGUACCUAGAGGUGAUGAUUUGUUUCACAUUAAUGUGGAAAUCAAAUGAGAUAAAUAAAAUAUUGACGAAAAGAAAGGCUUUAAAAACAAUUCUGGUAUGGCGACAUCAUACAUUUCUUAAAUCAUAAGUCUAGAUUGUUUUAUUAUUAUUAUUAUUAUUAUUUUCCUUUUUGAAAUUCUCAGCAUUGUAGUUGUGGUAACCUUGGCAACUGCUUCAAUAGCUUUGCUUUGUCUGUUGACCUCAGCUGAAGAAAAAAAAGAUCCAUCUCCCAGUUGAAAAUGUUGGAACUAACUUUUAACAGUACUGUACUAAAAAAAAGUAAUAAAUCAUGGUUAAAAAUAGACCAAGUGGCGUCACUUGCUAACUAUCUGGUGAAGGAUGAAGGCCAAAUGAUGCACUGUGUUUCAAGGUUCUGCUUCUGUUUGUAUAAAAAAAAAUCAACAACCCAUUGGUGUGUUUUUGGGAAAUGUUCAUAACUGAAUUUUUUCUUUUGGCAUGUACCUUUCUCAUAUACUUCCUGAAAAUAAUGAAAAAUGAUAGAUGGUUGGCGACAUGUAUUCCGCAACAGCUCAAACAUAAACCUACACGUCUGGAAUUAGUCAGUGAUGUUUAUUUUGGUUAGAAGGACUCAUCAGAUGAGUCAGCUAAAAUUCAAACUCUUGCCUGUGCAUGUUGACCCCAAAAUACGCAGAAAAAAAUGGAUAAGAAGCGCUCACUGGGCCAGGAGUCAUGGCACACGCUGGUAUUUCCAGCCAAGCGGUUCUAUCGUUGACUAAAAUAAAAGAUAACGUUAGAAACCUCGGCCGGUGCCGAGCCGUCUUCCCCAGUUUCAGGCGGAGUCAGGCCACAGAUUUACCUGUUGGGUGAGGUCUGAGUGGUGAAGGGUGGAGCCUGCUGCACCUGUGAGUGGUUCUACCUGCUCGACCUGCUCUCCCUCCUCUGGGUGUCAGCCGGUGAGUGAUCAGGACUCCGGCUACUUCCCUGUUUGCCUUCACCAGGAGCUGCGCCCGUCCUCGGAUUAAAGCAGCUCUCUUCCCUUUUUUUCCUGCCUUUCCUUCUUCGUCGGCCGGAGGAAUGAGGGUGUAGUUGUUUUCCUCUCUGUUGUAAAAGCUUUAAAAGUGGCUUUAAAGAUUCUCACUGCGUGGAAAAGAGACCCAGCGCCCCUGAACGCAGCAUGGGGAAUGACGAUUCCUACAACUUUGUCUUUAAAGUGGUUCUGAUCGGGGAGUCCGGCGUGGGGAAGAGCAACCUUCUCUCCCGCUUCACCAAGAACGAGUUCAACCACGACAGCCGCACCACCAUCGGCGUGGAGUUCAGCACCAGGACGGUGCAGCUGGACACCUACACCAUCAAAGCCCAGAUCUGGGACACGGCCGGGCUGGAGCGCUACCGGGCCAUCACCUCAGCGUACUACCGGGGGGCCGUGGGAGCCCUGCUGGUGUAUGACAUCACCAAGCACCUGACCUACGAGAGCGCGGAGCGGUGGCUGAAGGAGCUGUACGACCACGCCGACCCCCACAUCGUGGUCAUGCUGGUGGGGAACAAAUCGGACCUGGACGGCGUCCGCACGGUGCCCACCGAGGAGGCCCGGGACUUCGCAGAUAAAAAAGGGCUGAUGUUCAUGGAGACGUCGGCUUUGGACUCUACAAACGUGGAGGCCGCUUUCAACGAGGUUCUCACAGCCAUCCACAGGAAGGUGGCCAGUCGGGAGGUGACCCGGGGCUCCAUCAGCGCCGUGACCCUGUCCAGCCCCAUCGGCCCCCCCGGCGAGGCCGAGAGGGGGGAAAAAGGCUGCUGCAGCCGCUCCUAACCGACCAAUCGCUGCUCCCGGGAGAGAUCCUCCUCCAUUUUAUCCCUUUUUCUGUCCACGUCACGCUGGACCCACGUCCGGUCAUUCAGCCCGAAGACUGAGUCCGAGCAGCAAACGCUCGAACCGUUUUUAAAAUGUCAAAGCUGUACAUUUUACAAUUUGUUGUUUUCGAGUUGCUAACAUUAGAUACAUCCUCGUUUUGUACAUUCUACUUCUUAAGGCUGUUCAGAGGUGUUUCUUCAUCCUUUUAUGGGGGUUUUUUCAAAGCUUUAUUAGAUUAAUUUAUCAGUGGGGAACUUCAGCCGCUCACAGUACAGAACAAAACAGUACUUAAAAAGUCAAACCAAUGCAAAUGGAUAUACAAAAAUGGAAUUAAAUGAAUUGUUUCAUAAAAUGGGUGCUUAUUCACUUUGAAUAAAUUAUUUGAAUGAUUCUGUCUGGAUCCAGUUACUUCCUAAUUUCACAUUAGAAACUUUUGCUACCCACGCUAACAGUCCAAAGUGUUUUUUCUGUUUUGAUUUAAACUGAACCGCUUCGUGUCCAGUGAAGUUGACUAACUUCUAGCUCUCCUGCAGCAAUAGUAAAAGUUAAGGAGUUUUUUAUAUUCCUCUUCUUUCCAUUUACGUCUGACGUUUUCUUUUAUAUAGAAAAAAUGUCGCCAAAUGUGUAGACUAUGCAUUUCUUCUGGUGUUUUGAGCCCAGCAUAUCAUUAUGUUACAAAUACUGAGAUUAUAGCAAACCAUUAAGUCCUCUGACUUAAACCAGGAAU
Menidia menidia (Atlantic silverside) is the source of this 5406-nucleotide messenger RNA. NCBI's taxonomy places the organism in Eukaryota, Metazoa, Chordata, Actinopteri, Atheriniformes, Atherinopsidae. The record is from the annotation of a GenBank genome assembly.